AUGUCGGGCACGGCUGCUCUCGACGAGUUGACCCCGCACAUUGACAUAGAAGACUUUUUUGCCAACAUCGUGGAAGCGACAGACUCCGCGGGCUGGGUCAAUGUCCAAAAGACCUUUCCGGAGAGUCCGGACUGCUCGGAGCACGACGGCCGCAUUUGCCACAAGUUCUCCACUUGUGGGUCAUGCAUGACACGGCUGCAGUUUGUGGUCAACACACCACUCGAAGCCUCCUCUCUGCUAACCCGGCCAGAAGCUUUCAGCCAGCCCGUCGUGCGCGUGUCGGGGUUCGUCCGUGCCGAGUGGCUAGAGCAAGUCGGCCCCGGCGAUGCCAUCGUUCGCAUCAGCCAAGAGGAUGGGCAACAGCCACUGCGAGCAUGCUCCAUGCGGCGUAUAUUGGAAAGCCCCUCCUGCCUUCAAGCAGAGGCCAAGGAGUCAGUGGACUGGGAUGCUUACUUCGCGCGAAUGGUUGUACGGAGAGACAUUCCCUCACCUGGCAUGGCAGCGAUGUUGGUGUUGCCUCUGGGCAGGCGUCACACCGCUCUAUUUCAGGUCGGUCCAGUUCGGGCCUAUGCACUCACUGUGCAUCCACAUACUGAGCCUGGAAAGGUGGUUGUGUCUAACGUCAUCUUCCUCCCCUUUGCCACCUAUCCUGUGUGGGCCACCACGCAUCUUUCUAGACUUGCCAAGCUGGAAAAAGAUCGCUUCGAGAAGCACUUGCAGGAACGGGAUCUGCCGAAGCUUCACGAACUGGACAGGUCGUACUACACCAUCUUGCACCUCAGAAACUGUAAUCGCGGACCGCCGCUACUUCCGUUUUCCCCCAGCACCGUGCCUCAGCGUCGUUUGGACGAGAGCUGGGUGCUUGUCACUGAUGACCAGGGGAUCGACUCCUACUGGAUGAGGUGGAAUACUCCGGACUUUAAUUUCUAUUUGUACCUCGGGGAGUUCUUGCAUCGAAACAACAUCCAGCUCAAACUGUAUGGGGAGUUGAACGGGAGGCCGCUGGUGCCCUAUCAAGUUGCAGUGCGGACGCAGGAUUGGUCGCUCUGCAAGGACCAGAUCCAUUCAGCUUUCCACAACCAGCAAAGGGCUUACAGGCGUCUGAACGGAGGAGUUGCUGCUCCCAGGAUAGGGGAAGCUCCUGAAGCUCGCUUCCAGCUGCGAGCUCCACAUGCCAAGAAGCCUUGCUUCGCAUCCCCGAGCACCGACGUGGUGGUGCGACGGACUUUUCUAAACGAGCUGGAGCCUGCAGAGGCCGAGGUCUGCGAAUGCGGCUCUCGUCAAGGAUGGAUGCCGGCACGCAACGCAGUUGGCGGAGUGUUGAUAAGAUCAUCUACGGCCCAUUUCUAA
Messenger RNA from Symbiodinium sp. CCMP2456, 1350 nucleotides. Lineage: Eukaryota; Dinophyceae; Suessiales; Symbiodiniaceae. The record is from the annotation of a GenBank genome assembly.